This is a messenger RNA of Hypomesus transpacificus, 4279 nucleotides long. RefSeq names its product protein diaphanous homolog 3. The transcript has 17 exons. The coding region runs from base 164 to 2662 and encodes 832 amino acids. The record is from RefSeq and is a predicted model, not a curated record. Lineage: Eukaryota; Metazoa; Chordata; Actinopteri; Osmeriformes; Osmeridae.
CUGAUAUCUUGCAGUGGGUGGUGCUACAGAGACAGGUAAAUCUGUUUUCUUCACCUACAGUUCUACAUAUGACAAAAAAGAAGAACACAUAAGUUGUACCUGCUGUUAAAACUCCACACAUCUCAGAGUUUUGCAUGGACUAGAGGCUCACAGCACCACAGAGAUGUUGGUUGGUAAAGGACUAAGGAAAAAGGAGAACGUAAGCCUGAAUUUACCACAGCUGAGCAAUGAGAUGCAGCUGAUCCUCAUGAACAAGGUGAAGAAUGGGGAGCUGACCAUUGAGGAUGCCCUGGACCAGGCCCAAAGGGACAGGGAGCAGCUGCUGCUCAAGCAGCAAAGCCAGUCUGUGGAGGACCAGGAAGUCUUACAGCACAAUUUCAGUGUCCGCCGUCACAACCGCAAGUGGCAAAAGUGUAUUCUUCAGAUUGACUUCAACACUAAGAUGGUGUGCUGCAUAGAAAAGGGAAUCAUCAAGCACCAGCUGUCUUUCGAGUGUGUGAAGAGCUGUGAAGACGGAGCAGGAGCCAGGUUCUCCAUCUCAUUUCGUGGACACCAAGAUUACGAGCUUGAGGCCACUUCUCUGUGUGACAAACACAAGAUUGUGCAGUUUGUGAACACCAUAAUCUACAGAAAUAUAUACAUCAAUCCAGUAGAGGACACUGUUCAGACCCACGGACAACCUUUAGCACCAAAAAGCAUUCGGGAGGGCCAACUUUUGAUGCACAGAGGCGGUUUGGCAUCAUUUAAAUGGGUGAAAUACGAGGCGCAGCUCCGUCCUGGACAGCUGACCCUGGUCCCCACCAUCAGACGAGGGGUAUCUGAUGACAGCGACGUCCCCUCAACUGCACCCUUAUCCAUCGUCAUUCACCUCUCAGACGGAGACACCAGUGUAGAGAAACAACCCAGCUGUGACACCUUCACCCUGAUCACCCACAAGAACGAGCACCAGUUUCGAGUCCCUGUGAACGAGUGGGUGAAGAGUGCACAGGCUGUACAGACAGAGAGAGAUGAAUGGGUCCUUGCCAUAGACAACCUGUGCUUGGAGUGGAAACGAAAGUCUCUGUCUAAAUCCAUGAAUGAGGACAGGGCGGCCAAACAAGUCUAUGACAGUUCUGGUGACACUGACGAAAGGUCAACAGUUAGCGAAGCAGCGAGCAACUUCUCCUCAGAUGGGUGUCUGUUGCGAUCCGGAGGAGAGAGGGACCAGAGUACACCACUGGCAUUGUUUGGAAGGCGUGGCUCUAAUACUCCGCAGAUAUCCGCAUCUACUUCUGAUGCUCCUAGUCCCAGCUCUACUAACCCUAGCUAUGCCUUACCUGUCAGUUCAUCCAGCCGCCACACACCUACAUCUCCUGUUGAUAGUAAUGGCCUCGUACCCACCUCUCCUGGGCCGGUCCUGAUACCCACCUCUCCUGGGCCGGUCCUGAUACCCACCUCUCCUGGGCCAGUCCUGAUACCUACCUCUCCUGUCCGACUCCUACCUUCCCGGGAAGCGCCCCCUCCCCCAAACAUCCCACUUCCGCCACCACUACCCUCCAACCUUGUAUUUAAACCGUCAUCCAAGCGAACCAAGGCUUUUCACUGGGAUAUUGUUAGUUCAGACAAGAUUGAAAAAUCAUUUUGGAUCGCAGGAAGGGCUAGCAAGAUUGAAAUCACCAUUUCACGCUUGCAUGAGGAAUUUGCAACACAAGAUCUGGGAAGAAUUGGUGGGUUUGAGGCCAGUAACAAUCAAGUCCACAUCAUGCUGAACCAGAAGAUUGCACACAACUUCAACAUUUUCCUCAAAAGUUUUCCAGUGCAGCCAGGAGAGCUGAAGGACAAAUUGUUAAUAGUUAAUGAGGACGAUGGGGGGCUGUCUGAUGAACACAUUACAUCCCUGAGGAGAUAUGUACCAACCUUGGAUGACGUGGAAAUGUACACAUCUCAUAAGGGACCAGUAUCUGAUCUGCACAUAGUUGACCAAUACAUGAUGGAGAUAUGCAAAAUUCCAUACCUGAGCACACAGCUGGACCUGCUGCUGACUCUGAGAGAACUUCCCCACAGCAUGAAGGACAUGCAGCCUCUGAUUAACCAGAAGAUCCAAAUGUGCAUGCAGCUGCUGAGCUCCAGGUCAUUUGUUUCCGUGCUGGAGUACCUCCUCGCCAUUGGCAAUUACCUGAACGAGAACGCGGGGAAGGGAAAGGCCAAGGGAUUCCGCCUCUCGUCCUUAACUAAACUCUCCCAACUGCGUGGGAAAGAGAAGAAGUUCACCUUGCUGCAUGCCCUUGUGGAGCAGCUCAUGUUGCAGGCACCCGGCUUGGCAACCUUUUUCCAAGAGUUGACAGAAUUUGAUACUGUCCCAGGAGCAUCUAUUAAAGGCCUCACCGCAGAAGUGGAUGUUGUAAAGAAUGAGCUACAGAAGGCCAUUCAAUACAGGAAAGGUUACAAGAAGAGAAACUCAGGAGAGCAACACGUCAAGUUCUCUAAAGACCUGAAGAUGGCAAUUGAGAAGCACAAAACAGAUCUCUCUCUGUUGACAAAAAGAUGUGAAGAGAUGAAGAAACUCUACACUGACAUAUUGGUUAAAUUUGGUGAGUCACUGGAUCAAGACUCCCAGGAGUUCUUUGGCUUGGUGUGCCAAUUCAUCAGUGACUUCAAGAGGACACAUGCUCAAAUGAUAUAAAUUCUUCUUGGUAUUGUUAGAGGCUAUGCUGUUGUUUUUGUUGUUGCUGUUGUUGUUAACCGUGUCCUUCAAGGUUGACUUUAUACGAAUGCUACGUGAUUUUACAAAUCAGAAAUAUUGGCCUGUUAGAUGUGAUGUAAGAAAGGGAGAUAUCCCCAUUCAAUAAGCAUGGGAGUAAACCUUCAAUGCAUUGUGAUGAAACGUACUGAAUGACUGGUGAAUGACCUGGUCUUUUUAGUAUGUUUAGGGAGUGAAGCCCCAUGUGGUCCCUCCAGUCUUGAACAGUGAUGCGCUAAGGCCUGUCACGUGCUCUCUGCCCUUAAGAACUGUUUAUCUGUUCGUGCCCUGCAGUCUUUAUAAAACAUUCUCUUAGCUAAAACAUAAUGAACUCAAACCAAGAUACCAAUAUUCAUUGCUGGUACAGCAAACUGUUACACCACAAUUACAGCACAAUUAACUAAAACAAUUUACUAGGUGAAAUAUUGUGAUUGUAGUGUUUUUUUCAAUGCUACAUCUUAAUGCAAUACAUUUUCUAUGCAUAGGCAUUAGUUGAUUCUAGUGAUGCCCCAUGGCCUGUUGUGGUUUUGUGUUGUGUUCUGAACAUCCCUGUUUGUCAAUUAAGUAUUUGGAUUCAACGUCCUUCAUGUUCCUUUAGCAUUUUAGCACAAAUGCAGGUUUAGCUGCCAGCUGUGUUUAAUACCAGCAGCUAUCUGGACUUGGGGAAUACCUUCUCAGUGAAAAUCAAUUUGGUAAAUGUGUCAGUUAAACUCUCCUGUGUUUGAUUAUUUUAUCUUACAGGUACAGUGUGUGAUUUUUGGACCGACUGAUUAUUUGUCGUCUACAAUGUAGAACAAAUCGAUGAUAACAGAUUUCAAGAAUAAUUGAGUUAAUCUUGCAAAAUGUUUAUGAACACUAUGGAUAUGCCAGAGCUAGCUAUUGUCCACAGCUGUCUGCUGGCAUAGGAACAAAACAACAAAUAACAUUCCUGAAGCCAGCUGAAAAAGAUCCAUUUGAGUUAACAUUUACUCCAAACAUGCAGGCGCUCUAUCUAGCCUUGUUUAGGGACACCAUUUCUAUUCCAAGAGUGCAGGAACGUCUCCAAGACUCUCUGAUUCAGGGGAACAUCUGUGCUAUCUGCCAUCUGUGAUAUCUUUCCUUUAUGCUCAAAACCAUUCUUUAAAUGGAGUUGGGGUGAAAUGGGUAGUCUUUGUAACUUUCCAUGUCUCAGGGUUUUUCUAUGUCUGUGUGACAUUUUAAUCAUGGCAAUUGUUCAGCAGUGACUGAAGAAGAUAUGUUAUUUGUUGAAAAUGUAGUUGUUGUUUUGUUUUUUUUUACAUCAGGAGUACUUAAAAAGAGCAAAUAACUUCAGUUAUAGAAACAUUGCUAAAGAUUGUAAGAGAGUACAAUCACCCUGGAUGCCAUGCUGGGUGAUUCACACAGUAUACUUCAAAAAUAAACAUUCUGUUUAGAAUAUAUCUUAAAAAAUUGUAGGAUACUUAGAAAAGAAUGGACAACAUAAUAAUAAAGAAAUGAAAGACAAUUAAUUUAAUAAAAUGUGACCUUGACAAGAUGACUUGUACCUCUCAUUACAUCUCAUCAUUUGUCUGCAAUUUUCUU